CUUUGCCCUCACCUUCCUGCGCGUCCCGGCGUUUUAAAACCCAAACAUUACAGACAGAGGAAGACUGCGCGCUACGCACAUGGAAAAGCGCAAGCUUUUUUUCAGCCCUGCGCGUCGCACGAUGGCUCAUAUAUGAGUAGGACACUUUGGGAUGUGGACAUAUACGAGUGUCUCCGCGGAGGGAAGCGCAUGAGAGAACCACACCAUACACACAUCCACACCGCUGUCCGUCUCCCACGACACCGAGAAGGACUCCUCCCCACCUCGGCCGUGACACCUCCGCGAAAUCGCUGAGAAAAGAUAAACAGUUUGGGUGUUUUUUUUUUCUUUUCUUCCGCACGCUGGAGACGAAAGACUGAGGCUGUCAUUCAGAUGCCACAGACCGAUUGUAUGGGUUUAAAAAGUUGCCUGGAGAAUAUGGACAUCUGACGUGCGCCACACGGCGUCAUUGGACACAUUGGGCCUCUCUCUUUACAGCUCGCUCUGUGUUCGCUCCAUCACUUCUCAGACUGGUUAAUCCCCAGCGCUUUGGAGUAAGAAGAAGAAGAAGAAGAAGUGUUGAGCAGUUGUCAUUUAGCCUGACACACGGGCUGCAUCCAGUAUCUACCUGCAGAAGGGGGAGCGAGUACUAUCUCACCAACAGAAAAGACACUGCCUGUUGUGCCGUGUGCUGAUCUCACUCUCCGUGCAGCAGUGGCUUUGUGUUGGCUUUCUUUUCCUGUCCACCACGGAUUUGUCACAAGUGACACCCUGCGUGAAAUACAGCCUAUGAAUCACCCGGACCCGCGCCCCGCAUCGGAGUGAAAACGCAGUGACGCGUAUGGUUUUGUUGCUGCCCAGUCAAACCUGAACAAGUGUCAUCACAAGUGUCCACUUGAAUGGUCACAUUUUUCGCCUCCCUCUCGUUCCCGUGCUGUGCGCAACCGUUCGUAUUUGCGCAUGAAACGCACGGCCACAUGUGAAUGAGACUCAUCCUCCCGGCCGAAGCGCUCGCAACAACUCGACUGACCGAGCCACGCUGAAGAGGGAUACGUGCCGAAGUUUCGCUGUAGUGAUGCUGCAUGUGGAAAUGGUCCUGUUUGUCUGCCUGCUGCUGUUGAUGUGUGUUUUCAGCCAGGAGCCCAGCUCCAAAGUGGUGGCAGACCGCUACGCUGUCUUCUGGAACCGGACCAACACCAAGUUCCAUCGUGGGGACUACCACAUCGACGUGUGCAUAAAUGACUACCUGGACGUCUACUGUCCUCACUACGAAGACACGGUGCCCGAGGAGAGGACGGAGCGCUACGUCCUCUACAUGGUCAACUACGACGGCUACAGCACGUGCGAUCACACUGCCAAGGGCUUCAAACGCUGGGAAUGCAACAGGCCGCACUCCCCGAACGGGCCGCUCAAGUUUUCUGAGAAGUUCCAGCUCUUCACUCCGUUCUCUUUGGGCUUUGAGUUCAGACCGGGCAGAGAAUACUACUACAUCUCCUCCACCAUCGCUGAGAACGGGAGGAAAACAUGCCUGAAGCUCAAAGUUUUCGUCCGACCAUCAAACAGCUGUGUGAAAACUAUAGGCGUACAUGACCGUGUUUUUGAUGUAAACGACAAAGUAGACAAUACAUUAGAACCACGAGACGACACCAGUCACGAACCCGCCGAGCCUUCCCGAAGAGAAACGAAUGCUGCCCCGCGUCUGCAGAAAACAAGUCCGCUCCUGGCUUUGUUGCUCGUCUGCCUCGCCGCUCUCUUCACUUUAUAGCGGCCCCCUCUGUCCUGGAGGGCAUUAACACCUAGUGUGGCCUGAGUAUGCCCAAGGCUGCAGGGAAAGGGGUGGGG
This is a messenger RNA of Solea senegalensis (Senegalese sole), 1821 nucleotides long. Its product is annotated as ephrin-A5b-like. Gene Ontology annotation, cellular component: plasma membrane; external side of plasma membrane. The transcript is spliced from 5 exons. Gene Ontology annotation, biological process: axon guidance; ephrin receptor signaling pathway; regulation of cell-cell adhesion. The record is from RefSeq and is a predicted model, not a curated record. Bases 1055 to 1744 code for a protein of 229 amino acids. Lineage: Eukaryota; Metazoa; Chordata; Actinopteri; Pleuronectiformes; Soleidae. Gene Ontology annotation, molecular function: ephrin receptor binding.